AAGAAGUGAACGCAACGUAUGAGCCUGCUUAAUAUUUAUUGGUUUCCGCAUGACUGGGAGCGUCUUUAUUCGUGUUUUUCUCGUCUUGUGGGUGGAGCCACAGUCUCAAGGAACUUUGAAUAGUGGCUUAUCAAUAUUCAUAAGGCGUCGUGACAAUAAGAAGUGAACGCAACGUAUGAGCCUGCUUAAUAUUUAUUGGUUUCCGCAUGACUGGGAGCGUCUUUAUUCGUGUUUUUCUCGUCUUGUGGGUGGAGCCACAGUCUCAAGGAACUUUGAAUAGUGGCUUAUCAAUAUUCAUAAGGCGUCGUGACAAUAAGAAGGGAACGCAACGUAUGAGCCUGCUUAAUAUUUAUAAGUGGACUUUCGCUGUUGGAGGACAUUAAAACAUUACGGACUUAAAUUGGUCAUAGUAGGUAUUCUGACUCCCUUCUAAAGAGCUUCCUUUGGGUUCGUACUACGAGUAACGUUAGUUCAACACCCUUCCUGAUCAGCAAAUCUACGAGUUUUUUAUUUCGCUUUCAGAAGGAAAACAUCUGACAGCACAACUUGACCAUGUCGGACUCUGUGGACGCCAGACAAGUGAAUGCCAAAGAGGAUCCGUGUCUCAAAGACGCCAGAGGUAAUAAGACGGAUGCCGGAGGCGAUCAGACGGAUGCCAAACCACGUUCAGAUGAUUUUCAAUACAACAUGAACUACCCCAGUAUGGGACAAUGUGUCAUCAUCAACAACAAGAAUUUCCAUAAAAAAACAGGAAUGGGGGUUCGUAAUGGGACAGACCAGGAUGCAAAGAAUGCGAUGGAGACCUUCACAAAUCUAGGCUUCAAAAUUAAAAUUACCAAUGACCAGACAGUCUCACAGAUGAGAGAUCUGUUAACUAAAGUGUCUCGGGAAGAUCACAGUAAGUCGGCCAUGUUUGUGUGUGUGCUGCUGAGUCAUGGAGAUGAUGGAAACAUAUAUGGUACAGACGGCUGCAUUGAGCUGAAGCAACUGUUUACGCUCUUCAGAGGAGACCGCUGCAGAUCACUGGUGGGGAAACCCAAGCUUUUCUUCAUUCAGGCUUGCAGAGGCUCAGAUCUAGAUGGUGGCAUUGAGGCCGACAGUGUAAGUGAAGAGAACACACAGAAGAUUCCUGUUGAGGCAGAUUUUUUGUAUGCCUACUCCACUCCACCAGGUUAUUACUCCUGGAGGAAUGUUGGUAAUGGUUCCUGGUUCAUCUUCUCGCUGUGUGAGAUGCUGUCAAAAUAUGGCAAGCAACUGGAGAUCAUGCAGAUCAUGACACGUGUUAACCACAAGGUGGCGCUGGAAUUUAAAUCCUCCUCCAAUCUGCCAGGGUUUGAUGGCAUGAAACAGAUCCCAUGCAUUGUGUCUAUGCUGACCAAAGAACUCUAUUUCUCUAAAUAAUUUAUGUGUAUUGUACUGAUUACAUUGCAGUGGGUAUGAACACAUUUAAAUCAUUUUGAAUAAUAUUAUGCAGCCUUUUAAAGCGCUGCAGACAAAGGGGGGAAAAGGGAUAAAAAGGGAAUUUAUUUAAUCAUGAAUAUUUUAAUUGAUCUGUAUCUUUUUUCAUGAAAGUCUGGGAGUCUGAAAGUUCACAAUUCUCAGGUUUAUCAUCAGCAGGCAUUAAAGAUUAUCUGACAAGAGGAAGUUCUGAACAUAAACACGAUUUGUAUUAUGAUAAAUAAACAUUUUGCUUGGCUAUUUA
Carassius gibelio (silver crucian carp) is the source of this 1702-nucleotide messenger RNA. RefSeq names its product caspase-3. Gene Ontology annotation, biological process: positive regulation of apoptotic process; neuron differentiation; apoptotic process. Gene Ontology annotation, cellular component: cytoplasm. The transcript is spliced from 7 exons. The record is from RefSeq and is a predicted model, not a curated record. Bases 553 to 1401 code for a protein of 282 amino acids. Lineage: Eukaryota; Metazoa; Chordata; Actinopteri; Cypriniformes; Cyprinidae.